AUGAUGUCCGGAUUGUGAAGAGGAAGAGGAGCGCAGAGGAACAUCAGACCUCAUGAAUAAUGGCCACAGAAGGGACCUCAGGCCUUUUAAACUUUCUCUCCAAACUUGGACUGGAGAAAUUCUAUCCCAACAAACUCACUCUUCGGUCUCUCUUGGAGAUCAACAAAAACAGCAUAUCUGAUGGAACUGUUCAAUCGGUGGAUGAAAUACCAUGGUGCUUUCUCAGAAAACUACUUAAAGUCAAUGCUGAAUGUAGGAACUGUACACAAUUAUCAAACAAAGAUGGUGAUGAUGGUGAUGGUGAUGAGGAGGAGGAAAACAAUGAUUUGUUUGGCUUUGACAAGUACACUGCAGAUGACUCUGAAGAAGAAAAUAAGGUUAACCCUCUCGACCUCAUAGUUGCACUCUUCCUUUGUGCUGACAGCUUCUUGCAACAGCAAAUGGCCCUCAAGAUGUCAAUGUGCCAGUUUCCUGUCCCACUGCUGUUGCCCCAUGGUAAAAAGAAUCAGUGUACUCUGAUGCUGUGGGCUCUGAGAACCAUCGUUAAAGAGUGGUGUUCCCAUGAUUUAUCUGAAUCAGAAGGUUUUGUUGAAGAAAACAUUGUCCAAGCAAAUAUACCUUUAUAUUCCUUUGUAAGACUGAAGAACUGCAGUUUAUCCAAGUCCCAGAUUAUGAAUCAGGUUCUCAGCCGUGGCCAACAGAAUCACAGUAUCUUUAUACAAAGAGAAAUGGAAGGAGGAGCAAUUAAAAGAAAAAUAGCCAAUGGAUUGGUGGAGGUUUGCUGGUACCUUCCUUGUGGCAGAGGAAAUCUUGACAUUUUUCCAAAGCCAAUUGCCUUUGCCAAUCUAAGAGGAGACAUAAAUGAGUCAAUCACACAAUUCAACUUUCUUUUUCAAGUGUCUACUGCUACAUUUGUGUUUCUGGACAGAGUUGAAGAAGCUGAGCACAGGAUUCUGACUUCUCUUCAAGAUGUGAGAUCAAAACUGUUCUUGGUUGUUAACCGCAAGGCAGAGAACGGUAGAGAGGACAUGAUGUCCGUCAAGACAAUGCUGGGUGAAUUAGAUUUAACAAAGGCCAGUGUUAAAAUUAAGGAUUCAAGUGAAAAUGGAGCAGUGUUCUCACAGAAAGUUUUUGCAACUAUCAAGAAAUCACUGGCUGACAAAACAGACAGAACGAAUAUAGAACAUAUGCUUAGCCAAGCUGUUGAAUUUGGUCUGUCUGUGGAUGAAUGCAGAAGUGAAAACCAAAAUAAGGUAACUGAUGAGAUCUUAAAAGGAAUAGACUUGAUGAGCAUCCGAGACUACAAAAAACAAGAACUUCCUUUGCAGGGAGAGAACUGGAAAAGGCUAUCAAAGUUAGAAAAGGAAGAGUGUAGACUGACAAAAUCUGGUGACUCAGGCCUUGAAGAGUAUAAAUCUCAGCUACAGGAAGAAAAACAACAAAUCAUGAUGGAGCAAAGGAAAUACAAAAUGACCAAAGGAAUUGAGACUUUUAUUCAGUAUCUAUCUACAAAUGACAAAGAAAAAAGAGAUUUUUUUCUAAAGUGGAUGAAACUCAAGCUUGAUAAACAAUCAAGGAACAAACUGUCCAAUCUGCGUAAUGCAUUCAAAGAGGAAUGCAAGAAGAAAGAUACAAAACUCAUUAAAGAGUUAAACCAAGCUUUGCUGGAUAGUUCUUUAGGAAUAGAGCAUUACAUGAGAGAGAUGGGACUGAUCUAUGAGUUUUCCUUGCAGUUGCAAAACACUGCAGAUGAAAUAUCUCGUCUCCCUGGUUUGGCAGCUGAAAUGUUGUUGGAUGGAUAUCCUUUAGAGCUCUUGGAUGGAGAUGCAUCCAACAUCCCAGAGAGGUGGGUGACAGAUGUGCUGAUGGAGCUUCACAACAAGGUUGGACAGAAGAGCAGACUAUUGGUACUGACUGUGUUGGGUGUUCAAAGUACUGGGAAAUCAACACUCCUCAACACAAUGUUUGGUGUGCAGUUUCCUGUCAGCAGCGGCAGAUGCACAAGAGGAGCUUUCAUGCUCUUCCUCAAAGUUGGAAGGGAUAUGCAAAGCGAUAUGAACUGUGACUUUAUAGUUCUCAUUGACACAGAGGGUCUAAAGUCGCCUCAUAUGGCACAUUUAGAGGACAGUUAUGAGCAUGACAACCAGCUGGCAACCUUUGUUACUGGUUUAAGUGAUGUCAUCAUUAUUAACAUUGCAAUGGAAAACUGGAAAGAGAUGAAAGAUGUCCUGCAAAUUGCAACUCAUGCAUUCUUGAGAAUGAAGCAAAUUAGUAAAAAGCCAGUUUGUCAUUUUGUUCACCAGAAUGUUGGUGCAGUUUCAGCUCAAAGCAGGACAAUAACUGACAGAAAACAUCUCUUGGACCAACUCAAUGAAAUGACUCAACUUGCAGCUGAAAUGGAAAAGCAGUCUGGUAUUAAAGCAUUCACAGAUGUGCUGGAAUAUGACAUAGAAAAGAACAACUGGAACAUCCCAGGACUCUGGCAUGGAACCCCACCAAUGGCAUCAGUGAACACAGGUUACAGUGAAGCUGUGGCAAAUUUCAAGAAAAAUCUUUUGGAGACAGUAAAAAGUGACACAAGAGAUGAAGUCUCAAAGAUUCCUGAGUUUCUUGAAUGGAUGAGAAGUCUCUGGAAAGCAGUGAAAUAUGAGAACUUCAUCUUUAGCUUCAGAAACACUCUUGUGGCUCAUGCUUAUGACAACUUGUGCAAAGAGUUCAAUCAGUGGGAAUGGGAGUUCAGAAAAGAAAUUCUCUCCUGGCAGUCUGGAGCAGAUUUGGAAAUCUUAAAUGCUGACAAUGAAUCUCAGCUAGAAACCUGGAACAGACUGGUUGAAACAAAAAAAUCAGAGGUGUCAGAGAAAAUAACUGACCAACAAACAAUCAUGAAGAAGAAACUCUCUGACUACUACAAAAGGAAAGACAGACACGUUACUCUGAUAGAGAAAUACAAGGGUGACUUUAUCAAUAAUAUUAACAGCCUUGCAAAUGAAAUUAAACACUCUGUCUGUACUAAACUGGACUGCACCCUUGAACUAAAAAUAAGUACAAAGAAGGCUCAGGACAUUCAGAGAAAAUACAGAGGUGUGAUUGAAGAACGAGUCAUGAAGCUCCUAGGUGACUGCAAGGAGUCCACACUGUCCGAUGAACAGCUGACAUGUGAGUUUGAAAAGAUGUGGGUUGAAGCCACUGUAAAUGUGUCUGGUCUGAAGGAGCGAGAUAUUGCAGCAUGUGUGUGGGAGCAGUUGAGAAAAAAUUUCUCAAAUCUAAAUGUUAAUGAGAAAUUGCAGAACAUUCGAGACCAAGAGGAAAUCGGGAGGGGUCAAUUCAAAAUUAGAAGUGAUCAUGUAGACUCCUUUAAAAGGAAAUGUAAACAGCUGCUUAAACCGACAGAUUUGCAGAGUUUUGCCGACAGUGUCAUUGAGUCUUGCACACAGUUUAUAGAUGAUAAAAUGUGGGUUGAAGCCACUGUAAAUGUGUCUGGUCUGAAGGAGCGAGAUAUUGCAGCAUGUGUGUGGGAGCAGUUGAGAAAAAAUUUCUCAAAUCUAAAUGUUAAUGAGAAAUUGCAGAACAUUCGAGACCAAGAGGAAAUCGGGAGGGGUCAAUUCAAAAUUAGAAGUGAUCAUGUAGACUCCUUUAAAAGGAAAUGUAAACAGCUGCUUAAACCGACAGAUUUGCAGAGUUUUGCCGACAGUGUCAUUGAGUCUUGCACACAGUUUAUAGAUGAUAAAGUUAAGACAAAUGGAGAUUAUCAUGACUCUUUCACAAAGGAUCUUCUAGAAAAAAUUGAUACAUCUCUAAGUCAAAGUAACAACCGUCACAAAACAACUACACAGUUUGAGAUCGACCUGAAACUUCACAUCUGUGGCAUUGCCUCAAGGAAGUUUCUUCAAAUGCACAGGAAAUUCUUGUCAGACAAUGACCCUCGAACUCAGCUAGAGAAGUACAAGAAUCAGUACCUGUCAGAUUUCCUAGAUUUGUUCAAAGAGACAGAUCACUGCAAGCGCAAAGCUACUGAUUUUGUAGAGUUUUGUAUCAGGCCUGCUGUGGAAGAGUACAUCAAUAGGUCUCUAGGAGUAGAUAUUGUGGAUGAAAUUUUAACAAGUAGUCAUUCAGCAGUGUACAGCUCACGUUCAUUUUUCCAGUACAGCAUUCUGAAAGAGUUGCUGGAAAAGGAAGAUUUUGAGAGUUUUGUCAAGUACAUUGGUAACUAUGAAAUAUAUAUUAAGGAUUUGAUAUUUCAACACAUUCUGCAAAAAAUGUCAAAGGACACUUUGUGCAAUCUGAGGAACAAGAAUCUGCAGGUUAUACUAAAGAAAAUAACAGGAGCAAUAGAACAGGCCUCAAAAGGAGUAGAUAGUGUUCUGCUGCCAGAUAACAAGGAAAGCAUCACUGAACUCAUCAACAACAUGCGCAAAUAUUUGAUUAAAGACAUCUCAUUUUCAGUGGAGGCUGAAAAAACCACUCUGUUUCAAAUCCAAAGCACAUGCCAUCCAUUUAUCAACAGCCUCAAGAUCUCAAUAAACGACUUAAAGGAAGAAUUUCAGGAGGAAUUCUCAAACUCAAACUCUGACGACAUCACUGAGACUCUGAAGAAGCUUCCUGUCAAACCACAGGAUGAGCUUUUCAAGCGGGUGUUUGGUUGUGGACACCAGUGUCCAUUUUGUCAAGUUCCCUGUGAGGCUGGAGGCAAAGAACACAGGAAACAUCAUGCAGCUAUUCAUUGGCCACAAGGUCUUGCUAGGUAUAGGAAUAUAAACACCAAGAAGAUAGUUACAACACUGUGUACAACUGAAGUGAACAGUAAUAGUGAAUUCAGUAAUGCAGACACUAAAUGGAAGUCUCAUCCUUACAAGGACUACACCACAUACUACCCAGACUGGCACAUUCCUCCAGACAACACCAUAGAGGCAUCUGACUACUGGAAGUAUGUCCUGGUGCAAUACAAUAAAAGAUUUGCUCAAGAAUUCAAAGCCAAGCCAGCUGAUGUUCCAGAGGCCUGGAGGAAAAUCACAAAGGAACACGCACUAAACGGUUUGAAAGACGCCUUCAACAUAAAGUGAACAAUGUACAAUCCUGACAAAGCAGCAUUUAAACAUCCAAGAAUUUUUCAUAUACAAAUAUAAACCUCAGAGAAGUCCAAAAGAAUACAGGAACUGAACGCGAGUGCAUUCUGCUGAACAAUCAAGCAAAUGAAAUAAAGAUCGACACUGUUAAAAAAAUAUCUUCAGCCAAAUUCACCAUGAUGAAAAACAACUCAAAUCUUUAGAAAUCUGUGCUUGAAAUGAUGAAAAUAUAUAUAUAUUUUCUUUUUUUGAUGGAUUGUUUGUUGUAUUUAUUUAAUUUUUUUGCUGUUUUGUUUAAGGAAUUAACUUAAACUUAAACUUCAAAAAACGAUUAAACCAGUUUGUGAGAGUGAAAACUGCAGCCUCCUUUGGUCUGCUGAACAUGAUGAAUUACAAAUAAGUUGAAAAGCUGGAAAUAGUUGUGUUCGACUUUCAGACAUUUUCAGUAUUUAGUUUUUAUUUUAAGUUCAUAGACGUUUGCCUAUUUUCAAUUGUCUGUAGGCCCUCCAGCAUAAUGACUGGUGAGCAUGACAAUCAUUGACAACGAUAAUCAUAAAGUAAAUGAUAAUAUACUAAAAAGAGCAUGUAAAAAAGAGAUCAUGUUUUUUGUUUUUUGGGGGUUUUUUUUGGCUUGUGUUUUUGUUCAAGCUUCUAUAGUGCAACUAUUAUGAUGCUGGCAAUAAAAAUCUUAAUGUUAUGUUUCAAGUACCACAUGGAAAAGAAACUGAUCACGUUUUGUACAAUUGCUCUUUUUGUUUUUUUUAAAUUACAUCUUUCUUCUUUUUUUUCAAGUUGCUAUAUGAAUGUGUAUAUAAUGACUGGUCUGCAACAAUUAUGACACUGACGAUGGAAAUGAUAGUAUUGUGUUUGAAGUACCACAUGAAAAACAGAGAUUGUGUUUUGUACUAUUUCUUUUUUUUAUGAUUACAACUUUUGUUCUUAUUCUUCUUUGUUAAUAUCUUUUAUGGCUAGGUGUGCAUGAUAAUGCUGAUAAUGAAGAUUUACUACAGAGACCAUGUGAAAAAAAAGAUGUUUUGUAGUGGAUAUGCCAGAUUGUUUUAUCUUUCUUGUUUGUUUUAUUAGUAAAUAUGUUUAUCAAACUAUUGACUAUUAUGCAUAAAUGAAAAUGAUGUAGGCCCAUGAAAUACAAUGACCAUCUGAUGAGAUAUUUUGUUAUAUGUUUUACUAUUUACUACUACUUUUUUAUUACUUUUUUAUUUUAUAUUUGCCUGUUAUUAAAUGAGAGUAAUUAAUGUGUGCUUGCAGAAUAAAGUUGAAAUGUAUACAUGUUGAUGCACACACUGUGGCAUCCAGUGACGUGCGGUGAGGUUCAUGGCUGGUGAGGCACUGACUUCAUCACUAGCGCCCUCUACCAUGAGGCAGGAGAACUGCGUGCCUCACCCAGUGCGUCUUCGCAGCCGUUUUAUGAUUGCUCAGCACAAGAAACACGUUACACACAUACAGUUGUUGAUAAAAUACACUGUACAUUAUAUACCUCAGCUAACUAAACUAUGGAAAUUUAUAAUAUAAUUCAUAUAGCAAAAGUGUUUGAACAUUUUAAUAGCGACAUACAGAGAGAUAGCAAUACGGUCUCACUGCACAGCAGGCCAGCAGUUAGCCGAGUCAUUGCGCAAUCCAUGGUGAGGCUCAGCUGGCUGCUGCCUCACCGCAAGUCUCUUCUUAGUAUUUGAACGGUAAAUGUCAAAAUUCAGCGAUUUUGAAUAAAAAUAAUCUAAAACUGGUGAAGUUAAAUGGAAAAUAACUUUAUA
This is a messenger RNA of Seriola dumerili (greater amberjack), 6832 nucleotides long. Its product is annotated as up-regulator of cell proliferation-like. Gene Ontology annotation, molecular function: GTP binding. The record is from RefSeq and is a predicted model, not a curated record. Lineage: Eukaryota; Metazoa; Chordata; Actinopteri; Carangiformes; Carangidae. The transcript has 4 exons. The coding region runs from base 60 to 5060 and encodes 1666 amino acids.